Molecule: messenger RNA, 1240 nt
Organism: Pseudogymnoascus verrucosus
Lineage: Eukaryota; Fungi; Ascomycota; Leotiomycetes; Thelebolales; Thelebolaceae
Exons: 2
Coding region: 699-1100 (133 amino acids)
Source: RefSeq, a predicted model, not a curated record
GUUUUCUAUAUCUACGUUGUAGCUGUUUCAUAAUUGCCAGUGCGUUAAGAGUCUCUGUUAUCAUUCCGUCUUUGCCGUUUUUAGUCAUAUACAAUGCUUCUAAUGAUACGGUGCACAGCCAGCUUAAUUUACUUUUCUGUGCAUUCUCAUCCAAUAUGCUUCUCUCAUUCUUCCGUUCCUGAGGUGGGGCUGACCUGCCAAGGUCAUUUUCGUUGAUCAACUUAUAGUUUGAGGUACGAGAUCAACAUUAGUGACAACUUCAUGUUCCAGCUCGUCGAUCACUUCCAUAAUUAUGACGCCUCUAAGGCAUAUUUUCUAUAUGUUACUUCGAAUCUGCCUCGGACCAGACUACAAUGCUGGAAUAGCUUCAUGGGGCUGUGGUAUCUCUCGAGAAUGAGGACUCUCUGGCCUAUCGAACUAAUCUUUCUGUUGUCAUGAUGCCUUCAUAGCUGGCUUUGAGGCAGUGACGCCCUCGCAAAUAGGUACCUAAUGGGCUCGAGGUAUCCGAGAUGUGAGACUCUCGAGGACGUUAAAGGGGCAUCAAAGGGGGCUCAAAAGUCUAUAAGAAGGGCGGCUUUUCCCUCCCAAGAUCAUCAUCGCAACGACACAGCAUCCAAAGCAUCACUGCCUACAAAGACCAACAAAAUCCAAUUUAUACACUUUCCGAGUCUACUUAAUCUACUCCUAUAUCAAUCAACAUGAAGUUCUCUACUAUUCCCGUUCUCCUCGCCCUCGUCUUCGCCGUCCAGGCUGAGGUCAACUCUUGGUACGUCAGCUCCAAGGACAUCACUUGCACCGGCGACGCAACCGGCCAAAUCAACUGUAUCCCCGGCCACACCGAGGGCGUCGAAGAGGUCCACCUUGACCACCCUACCACUCGCAACGUCGCCAUCCGCGGCCGCGAAGUCGAAGUGCCAGGCCUGCAGAAGCGUGUCACUUGCAACAUCGACGGUGUGACCCAGGGCCUUGCGUGCUUCACACACUGCUUCGCCAUCGGCUACUGCAACUCCCACUGUGACUCUAACAACAUCUGCCGCUGCACGUGCAAGGACGAGACUCAAUGGUGGAACCCAAUUGUCUGCAGCAAGACCAGCUGCUAAAUUAGCGGCGAUGAUGAUGAUGGUGAUAGUCCGGAGCUGGUGAAGUAUGUAGAGGAUAAAGAGGUGGAGAGGAAGGUCCAAAACUUUCCUACGGGAGGUAUUAGUAGAGGAACUUGAUUUUGUAUCUGUAAUGCAUGCAC